AUGACAGAAAAUUUUACAGAAAAUACUACAGAAAAUACUAUAGAAAAUAAUACAGAAAAUACGACAGAAAAUAUUACAGAAAAUACUAUAGAAAAUACUAUAGAAAAUACUAUAGAAAAUACUAUAGAAAAUACUAUAGAAAAUACUAUAGAAGAUACUAUAGAAAAUACUAUAGAAAAUACAAUAGAAAAUACAAUAGAAAAUACUAUAGAAAAUACUAUAGAAAAUACUAUAGGAGAUACUAUAGAAAAAACUAUAGAAAAUACUACAGAAAAUACUACAGAAAAUACUAUAAAAAAUACUAUAGAAAAUACUAUAGAAAAUACUAUAGAAAAUACUAUAGAAAAUACUAUAGAAAAUACUAUAGAAAAUACUAUAGAAAAUACUAUAGAAAAUACUAUAGAAAAUACUAUAGAAAAUACUAUAGAAAAUACUAUAGAAAAUACUAUAGAAAAUACUAUAGAAAAUACUAUAGAAAAUACUAUAGAAAAUACUAUAGAAAAUACUAUAGAAAAUACUAUAGAAAAUACUAUAGAAAAUACUAUAGAAAAUACUAUAGAAAAUACUAUAGAAAAUACUAUAGAAAAUACUAUAGAAAAUACUAUAGAAAAUACUAUAGAAAAUACUAUAGAAAAUACUAUAGAAAAUACUAUAGAAAAUACUAUAGAAAAUACUAUAGAAAAUACUAUAGAAAAUACUAUAGAAAAUACUAUAGAAAAUACUUUAGAAAAUACUAUAGAAAAUACUAUAGAAAAUACUAUAGAAAAUACUAUAGAAAAUACUAUAGAAAAUACUAUAGAAAAUACUAUAGAAAAUACUAUAGAAAAUACUAUAGAAAAUACUAUAGAAAAUACUAUAGAAAAUACUAUAGAAAAUACUAUAGAAAAUACUAUAGAAAAUACUAUAGAAAAUACUAUAGAAAAUACUAUAGAAAAAUACUAUAGAAAAUACUAUAGAAAAUAUAUUAAUGCUUUAGUCUUUUUGUUUUCUUUUUUAAAGGAGUGA
This is a messenger RNA of Psylliodes chrysocephalus, 1005 nucleotides long. The record is from the annotation of a GenBank genome assembly. NCBI's taxonomy places the organism in Eukaryota, Metazoa, Arthropoda, Insecta, Coleoptera, Chrysomelidae.